This is a messenger RNA of Cylicostephanus goldi, 405 nucleotides long. The record is from the annotation of a GenBank genome assembly. NCBI's taxonomy places the organism in Eukaryota, Metazoa, Nematoda, Chromadorea, Rhabditida, Strongylidae.
AGACGCAUCGCUGAUCUACGUGAUCCUAACCAACGAGAUGAUUUACUAGCUUGUAAGGGAAUACUAAAGACAUCUUGUCCACUAGUGUUUGCAACAACUAAGGCCUUUGUACGCCAUCCAGAAAACGACGAGUCACGACAGAAUCGUGAUUAUGCCCAUGGGGAAGUUCUAGCAGCGUUAAAUGCCAUGGAUGCUAUUUUGCGAGGCGAAAAGGCUGAUAUGUCGUUCACUGCUCAAGGGCGAUUAGGUCAUCUUAUUAGUGAACUUGAUCAGUUCCAAAACAGAGUCUAUCUUGAACCUGGUACAUAUAAAGCCCAUAUUCACCGCCCGGAGCUGGAAGAACUGCUUGAACGAAUUGUCAGCGGUUCAGCGGCUAUUGCAGAUUCAGGUAGCAAUCUUGUGUAG